AUGAAAACGUAUAUCGAUCUUAACACGGAAAUGCGAAAAAGGGCCAAUUCAACUUUUCAGAAAAAUUUCUACAAGCUAAUGAACGUCUCUGUAUUUGGCAAAACCAUGGAGAACGUCAGACUUCACAAGGACAUUGAACUGGUUCAUACAGAAAAGAGACUACAAAAGGUCACUGCCAAAGCUACCUAUAAGCACACCAUCAUCUUCAGCGAGAAUCUAGUCGCGGUAGAGCUACAUAAGGCAAAGGUUGCCCUAUUUAAACCGAUUUACUCAGGUUUUUGCAUACUUGACCUGAGCAAAUGCCUGAUGUACUACUUUUGGUAUAAUUAUAUCAAACGAAGGUAUGGGAACGUGAAAUUAUGUUUAACCGACAUAGACAGCCUUUUAUUCUCAUGCCAAACGGAAGACCUAUAUCAUGACAUGAAGACGUCGGCGGAGUAUUUCGGCACUUCGGACUAUCCCGAGGAGCAUUUCCUCCAUAGUGAUCGUAAUAGAAAAGCCUUAGGAAAAAUGGAGGACGAGACGAAUGGGAAACCUAUUGCGGAAUUUGUCGGACUUCGAUCUAAGAUGUAUAGUUUCACAUGUGAUGGAGAUGAAUUUAAAAGAGCGAAGGGUAUUUCCAAAGUGACAGUAAAAAGGAACUUAAAACACGAAUUUUAUAAGAAUACUUUUUUCAAUGAAACGGCAAUGAUCUCUUCCAUGACUGCUCUUAGGAGCCAUAAACAUAAACUGUUUGGUGAGACGAUUCAGAAACAGGGACUCUCCGCUUUCGAUGAUAAACGGUAUCUCUUAAACGCGGUAGACAGUUACGCCUAUGGACAUUACAAAAUUAAGCACGAUACAUCGAACAAUCACGAUAGUGCUAGUGCGGAGAAUGAAUGGGAACAAAUAUGUAAUAUUGCUGAGGAAUUCGAACACGAGUUCAACGAUAAUUUUAAUGUAUUGUCUGAACGUGCAUUCACGAUUAACGACAUGAAAAUUACACCCUUACUUAAAAAGUAAUGUCUACACAUUUAUUAAAGUGAUACAAUUAUCCGUAAACAGUCUUUAAAUAACUAAACGCAAUGGUUGAAUAAAUAGAUGUUAAGUUUAAUAAGGUAUUUCGUACUUUUUAAAAAAAAAUCAAUCAUGAACGCAUUAAAUAAAAAAAGUUAAGGUUU
Mya arenaria is the source of this 1160-nucleotide messenger RNA. RefSeq lists its product as uncharacterized. The transcript has 3 exons. The record is from RefSeq and is a predicted model, not a curated record. Bases 1 to 1002 code for a protein of 333 amino acids. Lineage: Eukaryota; Metazoa; Mollusca; Bivalvia; Myida; Myidae.